Xyrichtys novacula (pearly razorfish) is the source of this 15724-nucleotide messenger RNA. The record is from the annotation of a GenBank genome assembly. Lineage: Eukaryota; Metazoa; Chordata; Actinopteri; Labriformes; Labridae.
ACGGGCGGUUUAAAAAAGGUGGUUCCCCCACUGCACCGGGUUGACAGCAGAGGGCUGCACAGGUAGCCAGCAGCAGUGCCGAAGGCUCCCGCUAGUCUACCUAGCGACACUGCCCCCCUCCGUGUGACACUGCUGGCGUGUCUGGAGGUGCGAGCGUUUUAGCGAAUCUACCCCGCCUCACCAUACCCCAGCUCAGGUCACCUUAGCGCUCGCCUACCGGCAUUUUCCAUCUCCCGUCUUCGAAGAUGAUACCUGGCAAACGAAGAGCCGCAGUCAUGUCCUUCUCGGCGGCGAUAUUUGGAGCUCUACUGCUGCAGUCCGUCUCCUCCCAGAACGGUAGGAAAUGAGCUGCCCUCUGAAAACUGCAAAUGCAUGACGCUAAUCUCACAUCAUGGCGAAAAUGCGGUUUUUGAAGGAGUGAUGCAGCCUUCAUCUCUGCAGUGGGGGGCAUUUAAUGAAUCAUUACAGGAUGUGUCUGUUAUUAAGAACGCUGUCAAUCCGUCACGACUGCCUCUCUCGCAGCCAAGACUCAGCAGAUAAUCCCUAAAUGCUUCACUUGAAGAAACACAUUAGGUCGAUUGAAGCGCAGUUUUCUCAUUGGCUUUUGAAACGAAUGGGGCCAAUAAAACAUUCAUAUGCUACAAUCUGUUUUAGUUACGGGCUGAAGUGGGCCAAACGAAGGCCUGUGCGGUGUCCCUUAAAUGUCCUCUGAAGUGUGGAGCUGAAUACUCGAGCCGAUCAGUCAGGGAGGACAAGUGAACUGCUCAUUUGGUUGAGAGAUUAAGAAAGGUGCAUGUGGGCAAUGGUGUCAUAUCCAUACUGAAGAGUCUGCUCUCACACAGAAUCAACAUGUAAGGUCUGCACAGGUAUGUCAGGGAUUCAGCAUUCAGUGUAUCCUCUCUGCAUCACUCAGAUCACAUCAUGUAUGUAAUGAGAUGUAGGACCUCAGAAGAAGUGCGGCUCUGUAAAUAGCAUCAGUCCAUUUUGCUGCAUGCUUCUAUUUUUAGAGCAGAGAUGCUGCACUGGGAACCAUGGCUUUAAUGUCCUCUCGCAACAGUGAAUCUGUUAACUCUUGGGUGAGAUGCUCUGCACUGCAGGAUAGCAUCGAUUUCUCAACAUCGUUCGUCUUGUCUGAAUGACCCCUCGGCUCAUAAAUCUCAUCCCCCAGCAGCAACCAGUUUAGAGUGGGAGCCCUUUUUUUCAUACCCUGUGUGAGAAUGAGAAUGAGUGAGGUUUCAUUCAGCCCUGGAGUUGAUCAUGUAUAGGAAUGCAGAACACAUCUCCUCUUCUUACAUUGCAAAACUUAUAACAUCUCCUCAGUUUGUGCUCUAGGAAAUAGAUCUCAGAUUGAUGGUUAAUAAUUCACAGUGGCUGUAAGUGUGAUACUCUGUUACAUUCUUCUCUGAAAGUGUCAUAAUAUUAAUUUUAUGACUGAAUUUGAUCAUGCCUCUGUUUUUGCAGUGAAGUCUGAUUGAUCUUCUAGAAGAUGUUAAACAGUCAGAAUUUUUGGUGUUUUUACAUCCACAAAUUCGAAACAACAACCAAAUUAUGUGCAAAUUGUAAAGGUUUUAAGAUCUACCUUCAGAUAAAAACAAUCGCUUCAUGCUGAUAAAGUGAGGUAUACAUAUCAAGCCUGAAAUGAUAAGACCAUCAAACCUAUAUUGAUCAUCUUCAGUAUUGAUUGAGCUCGUAAUUACUCCCUCAGGUUUCUUAGCAGUUCAUACAAAUCAGAGGCCGUAUUUUCUAAACGCAAGAAAACUCUAUACAAUGUAAGGUAUUCUCUAUUAGCAGUUAUGUAUUUAUCUGAGGAUCAAUAAACAAGUGGUUUUAAUUGUCAUUUGCUGUGAUGACAUAUUUUUAACAUCACACUGCAAUGUCCAGUAGAUCAGAAUGAGCGUCUGCAAAGUCCUAAUGUGCCUAAGCAAAGUUGACAAACUCACACUGAUACCAAACUCCAAAACACAGUGUUAAUGAAAGAUUCUAGUUUCUCCCAAUGACUGAAACUCAACCAAAAUAAUACUGGACCAGAAUAAACAGCUGAGCACGCUUGCUUCUCUCAUGAGAACCGUCACAAGGAUUUUGGGAUACUGGUAUCUCCUAAAGUCAUAAAACACAGCAAGUUUAACAUUUUGAGAUAGGUGAGAUAUUCAGAAAAAGAGAGAAAUUCUCCCGUGAAUGUAACAAACUUCCGGAUGUUUUGGGGAAAUUUUGACUUUCUUAUCCAAACCCCCCCAAAAAGCUAAAUACAGCAUGAUAAUCCUGAAAAACUGGAUUUAAAAAAUGUAAAUGCUGAAGAUUGAAACCAUUUUAAAGACAUGAUACUCUCCUGAUGAUACUGACUAUGUAUGCCGUAUCUGCUCUCUGUUGCUGUCUACCAGGGUGACUUUGGAGCUGAUGCAGUAUCAAUUUAUCAAAGUGGCUACGCAGUUCAUAAUGCAACAGUUUUUGGUACAAUCAUUUGGACAGAGUCCAGAUUAGCGCCACUUUACUCUGGUUCAAAAGGAUUCAUGGAGAGGUAGAGAGAAAAUGUCUUCCACGAAUCACUCAUGACUGCAUGAGGCUCUCUAUUGUCAGGUUGAGCUGUUAGAUUGGCAGUUUGACUCAUGAAGUAAAAAUAAGGAUUGAUUUUUUUUAACUCCAGCUCAGUUCAACACAGGGACAAGGAUGAUUUAUUUCAUCUUUUCCAGUUUAAGCAACAUGACAAGCAUAUACUCAGACAAGUAGUGGCUGUGAGGCAGAUUAUGAUUGGCUCUCUAAUAAAUGUGAGCAAAUCAAAGAUGAUGCAAUUAUUUCUAAGAUGUUUGAAAUAAACUGUGCCUGUUUUAGACUCCAGUUCGUAAUCAGAAAAGUUUUCCAGGAGCUCAUGGUCAAACUUAUUUUGGUGGCAGAAGGUGAAGAGAAGGUUUACUGUUUUGCUCUGUCGGGUCAAUAUUGUACCUCAGCCAGACUAGAGAAAAACAGUGUCCUUGCCAGUUGAGUGAUGUUCAUUAUGUCUUCAGUUUCUUAGAAAUAAUUCACUUUUUUCCCCUUUAUUUCAGACAUGUAGCCUUUUUCACAUACCUUGACAUGUUUCAGUGGAAACUUCCACCUUUCUCAGAGGUGUCACUUUGUGGUUGACCACUAAGUUUCCGCAGAAAACAUGUCAACGUACGUGAAAAAGGUCACAUGUCUGAGAUAAAGGAAAAAAAGAAAACUAUUUCUAAUGUCCUUGCCAGUUUGCUGACUGACUAAGAUGGGUAACCUCCUUUCUUUCUUAUUUUUAAAGAAAUGAACGAAUUAUUGCACAAGGCACCAAAACGCUGUUAUUUUGCGCUCUUUAUUUAUCGUUAGAGACCGUUGAAAAAUCCUGUUUUGUCGAAGUUAAAAAUAGUAAGUUGUUCAUUUCCCUAAAGGUUGGAUGUAUAGUUCCAGAUUCUCAGCAUUACUUUAAGCAGUUAUGAAACAGUAACACUCUAACUGCUAGGCCAUCACUAACAGGCGACACACACACACACCAGCAUGUUACAAAACUGAACUGACAUCAGCCGGCCAUGACUGAUGCGUUUCAUACAUGUGGAGUACAGAGGCAUGCAGGGAUGGCGCUCCUGGCUCAGCACUUUUGACACAUCCAGAGCAGCCGAGGUGACAGGAUCCGUCUCUCAGCAGUUCCAUGCUUGUAGCUGAGGUGUUGGUUUUUCAGCCCCUGUCCUGGUAUUUACCGGUACUUGUGUCCUCUCCCUCUACCUCCUGAGGCUGUUUGUGGAGGGCUUAAAUCAAAUGUAGGCUCAGUAAACAUGCAUGUAUCUGUGAUCAAGUUGUGGGCUGCACAGCUGAAGAUGAGGAAAAAAAAAACACGUGAUCGUCUGUCUUGUGAUGAUCUGCUGGUCCGCUGGCCGUCUCCUCGUCUUCCCACUUUGUUGCUGUUGAGUGCUUCUAUGGAAACGGAGGGGGUCUAUCACCAUGCGCCCACACGUUCCCCAGAGACCAAGAGCUGCAGCUCCUAUAAAUCUUCUCUCAAUCUUACGUGCUCACUACAGUGCCUAUAGACCAAGCCUGUGGUUUCAAACCUUCCUCUUCCUCCUCCUCCUCCUCCCCCUCUCUGUGCAGCAAUGAUCAAUUAUUUCACUGUUAUUACAUUCAGUUCAAAGAGAGGGGGGGUUAAUCCAGUGAAAUAAACCGUCCAGUGUGCUGUAUGAUGGCUCUGUGCAUCUACCUGAUGCAUUUCUGAGUCUUAUGCGUGUUUAUCUUUGACUGACAGAGUGGCAUGAUAAUUACAAGGUCACUUAGAGGACUUUUGGGCGUGAGCACCACACGAGCUGGGCACAGUUUUAUAUGAGGUCAUUAAUUUGACAAAACCAAGUGAGAGCAGCUCCUGCAAGGACGUCCCAGCAGAAUUCAAUUAAAGCUUCCUCAGAAUAGCAGCGAUAUUGGCACAGGCAAUUUCUGAGCUCGUCUCCGGCUCUGCCUUCUUUGACGAGUAUGGUUGGUGAUGUGAUGGUUUGCUCCGCUUUACAUUUGAUCGUUAUGUCAUGUAAGAAAAAAAAGAACAUGGCAAAGCUCUGAAUUAAAGCUCCUGUGUGGAGUUUUUAGCUGAUUAUGAAACAGGCUUAAAUUUGUAUUUUAAUGCUUGUAACUCUUGUGAGUAUAGAAGGAAUGCCUGAUAACUGACACCACACUGAAGCGAUAGAAAGUGAGCAUCAGAUCAUUUAAGAUCUUAACUAACAGCCAACUCUGGUCCAUGUUUCUGUGUCACAUCCUUUAUUUUCAAAUAUCAGCCUUCGUUUCAUUAUUUUCUGUCUGUCACUGUCUUUUUCAAUGAUUUCAUGAAUUUUUCUUCUUUUCUUUCUUUUCUGAUUGAUUGUCCUGAUAUUUUCUUGCUUUUCCAUUCUUCACCUGUUUCCCCCCUUUUUUUUCUUUUUUUGGACCUUAUCUUCUGACAUGCUCCCUCCAAAAAAAACACACACCACCACCAGCCGGCUUUGUGAAAUCCCCUCUCUCUGAAACGAAGCUCACAGGCGACACCUUUGAGCUGUACUGUGAUGUGGUGGGAAACCCCACCCCAGAAAUCCAGUGGUGGUACUCUGAGAUCAACCGAGCUGAUUCCUUCAGGCAGUUGUGGGAUGGCGCUCGUAAGCGGCGAGUGUCCAUCAGCACGGCUUAUGGGGCCAACGCCGUGAGUGUGUUGGGCGUCUCUCGGCUGACGCUGGACGACUCAGGGACGUACGAGUGCAGAGCCAGCAACGACCCACGCCGUAAUGACCUGCACCAAAAUCCAGCCACCACCUGGAUCCGUGCGCAAGCCACAAUAACGGUGCUGCAGAGUGAGUGGUCAGUGUAGAGGAACCCCCCCCCCCAUCCACACACACACACACACACUUCUCCAGCUGAGUUUUUUAGCUCCUUUGUGAUUCAGCCUCCCUCAGACCUCUCCAGAGGACUGCUAGCUUCCUUUGUAGGUGCCACCCUCCCCUACAAGUUUGGAAAACAAAGAAAUCCCCAUCAGCUUGUCAUAAAAGUCUUCAGCCUUUCACCUUGUCGAGCCCCCCGUCUGUUCCCUCUCUACUUUAUUUCCCUUUAGCUCUAAGUUUCUGUUUUGCCAAGCUUUAAAUUUUUGCUUCAGUUUCAUUUUCUGUUCAUCAUCAUUUUUGCAAUACAAUGCCACGUCUCAGAUUUAAUAUUUACACCCUAAGUUUUUCUGGUAUUUGGUGUGACUUUGAACUAUAGACAGACACUCGAUAGUUUGAGGGUUCAAAGAAAAAUAUUCAAAGGUUAGAUUUUGGUCAAACUGUUUAAUUUCUUCAUGAAAAGGAAAAAAAAAACUUCUGGAUUGGCUCCAUGCCAGGUGUCCGGUCUCCAAAUCUCCAAAUCUUACAGCUUGUGACUCAGAUAGAGAUGUUUACGGAUGUCCGCAUGUGCAAACGGGAUGUAGAUAAUCAGGAUUAAAGAGAAUACAACACUCCACUUAAGGUCGUCAUGGUUUAAAAGCUUAUCUAAGUGAGGAUUUUUCACAGGUUGAACUUAAACCUAGUAAGAGUAUCUUAUCAAGCUUUUAGUAUAAUUCCUAAAUAUGUAACUUUCCAUCUCUGAAAAAAAAAGUAAAAGAGGUUUGAUUACAUCUUAACUUAGAGGUCAUUCCUAUUGGCUACCAUCAGGAAUAUUACAGUAUGAAGGGAAUCAGCUGGUGGACUCAACCAGUGGAUGAGGCUGAUUGGUCAAGCAUUAACGACUUUUUUUCAUCUCAGCAUUUGAGGAGAAUCAGCAAAAAAGCCUGUGUAAAAACGUACCUGCGUCUGUAUGCUACUUGCAUAGAAACAGAUGGGUAGCUGAUAACUUAAUCAAACUUUAAAUUCAUGUUGUGGCAUAUUUUAAGAUUAAAUCAUCACAACAAAAUCCUAGUGUGAUAUUAAAAUUUCUUUUUUAAAUAAUUUUCUCAUCAGCUGUAGUUUUUAAAUAUUCCUUUUAGUAGUGAUGCACGAUAUGAAAAAUUUCAACCGAUACCGAUACCGAUAACCGAUAAAUUCAUAUUUCUACAUUUAUUAUAAUCUUCAUAUAAUCUGCAGUUUGUGCAGGAUGCAGCGAUUGAAAACUGAUGUUUUUGUUGCUCUGGCCUAUCUAGAACAACAAACAAAAGUUUUUGGCUCUUCAAAUGUGGUCAUUUGCUAUAAAUAACAAUAACAGAGCAAAAAGCAGAACUUUGAUCCCCUGAACUGUUCAACAGAACUGUAAACUGUAAAGGAGCUAUUAUGAGACGUUAGGAUUAGCAUGCUGACCGGACUAACAUCUGACGUCCAUAUGUCUGUGGUAAAACUCACGUGUAGUCCAUUCUUGUCGAUCAGGUUGUGAAUGUAUGUGGCGACAAUAUCAUAGAGUGCAGGAAGAGACACAUCCGAGAAGAAGCGGCGGCUUGGGAGAGUGUAACGUGGCUCCAAGUGUGCUAUGAACUUACGAAAACCCGGGUUCUCAACGACGGAAAAAGGCUGGUCGUCGACCGCUAUGAACUCCAUCACUUUGUCGUUAAUGGCUUUAGCCUUUUCGCUGUCUCUUGAGAAGCUUUUGCAGUUUUUAAACGCCCGCUGAAUGGGGACAUCGAUCCUCCGUAGUGUUGUUGUCUUAGCUUUAGUACCGCUAGCAGCUUCGGCGGCUGUCUCAUAUUCUUUUACUACCGCUUCGCCGCGAUGGCGACUUUUCAGAUGAGCUAUCAGAUUCGUUGUGUUAAUACUUGACGUCUUCUUUCCUCCUCUUGGAAUCCUCGCUGAACAGGUUUUGCAUAUAGCAAUGCUGUUGUCAUCUUCUGCCACUGAGAGAAACGACCAUGCUGGUGAAGACAUUUUAUUAUCUGUCAGGUAGUGACGGGGUCAGGCUUGGGACCUGCGAGUAAGGCGCGAUAGAUGACGUAACCAGCGCGUCUCGGACGGGCGGCUACUCCGCCUGCAAACGUUACUCGAAAUUUCAUUAAUAUAUCGGAUCUUUCUAUCGGAAAAAUGCACCUAUCGGACCGAUAAAAAAUGACGUAAUUUCCCCCCAAAUCGGCCGAUAUUUUAUCAGUCCGAUAAAUAUCGUGCAUCCCUACCUUUUAGUCAUUUUUCGCUCCUACUCACGGGCAUUCAAACUCGGAGUCUGAUGCGUGUUACCAAAGUGCCCCCUGGGAGAUGUAGUUUACUUUCUUCUUUAUUCUGAAUGCAGAUAGUCUGUUCCUGUCACUUUUUUCUCAUGUCUUGUAAUGCACCGGCUCAUCUCAGGCUCUGAUCGUUUAGCUGAGGGAGUUUCAUUUCCCUUUUCCAAGAGCUUUCUACUUCCACCUUCAGAUAAUGAUGCAGAGGAUGACUUCUACUUAAGGAAAUCUUCGUUCCCGAAAUAAUUCCUCCCACUUUGCAGCUCUAUUCCUGCUCUGUAUUGUGUAAAGUGUGUUGGCUGUGGUCUGUCUGUCUGAACUCUGUAUGUGUUGUUUACAUCUUCCCUCACCCACGAGUUCGAGCAAGCAUCACUUCUGUCGCCGCUGAUCUGUGUCUCUCUUACAGAGCCGUCAAUCACCGCCUCUGAGCACACCACGCUCCCCGUGGAAGGCGACAUGUACAUGCUGCAGUGCAACCUGACCAGCUACCAGAACAUCCACCAGGAGAGCUACUGGACAAAGAACGGGGAGGAGAUCCCGGAAACACGCAGCCCGAACAGGAACACCGAAUACAAGUGGGAGUCCACGCAAAACCUCUUAUAAAUUUGAUGUACUAAUAAUAACAGAGUUUAAAAGCCCGGUGUGUGUUCAUGUGGCGUGUUUGUGCUCUGCAGGCUGCACAAACCGAGAGGAGAUGACGCCGGAGUGUACAUGUGUGUCUUCACCUUUGACUUGAGUCCUUCAGCCAACGCCACCAUUGAGGUUAAAUGUAGGUGUUGAUUUAUGAGCUAAAGGCAUUUUUUGUCUCUUUCAAGGCCAGAUUAGAGAUUUCACCAAUAAAAUAAGUGAUCUUAGUGGCCUUGAGCACUAUCAGCCCUGUCAUGUGAGGACCCAUGAUUUCAAACGGCUCUGCUGGCUGCUCGGGGGCAGUCAGCGCCCUUGACACCUCCAUCUAACUGAUGCCCGGCUCAGUGGUAGCAGAUGGUGUCUUGUUUGUCUGAUGGCAAAAGGAUUAUGUCUCAACAGUAAAAUCUGCUGUCACAUGCAAAGCUAUGGGGGCCAUUUGGAUUUCGCAACAGUUUGCUUUUAUUUUCUGGGGCAUUUCUGUUCACCUGGAUUCAUCGAUGAUGAGCCGAUGAUCAGAGGUUUUGAUGAUAAGAUGAAAUGUUGGGAUUGACUUCAGUUCACAGAGAUAAAUAAGAUUUCAUGUCAUGCCUAAAAAUCUACAGUAGAAUUGAUUAUUUAGUUCAAACUAGGGCUGGGCGAUAAAACGUUAACAUUUUAUAUCAAAAAUUAAUUUCGCUCAAUAUCAAUAUAAAACAUGGUCAGUAUGCUUUUUGAUAGUCAGCAUUCUGCCAUGUUUUGGUAGACUAUAUGAAUAGCCAAUGAAAAGGGAAGUUGCUCAGUUGACCAUUCAAUCCGCUUUCACUAGCGCAGCGCAGUUCGACAAAACAUCGAAGAGACACGAAGACCUCACAAAUGCAGUAACUUAUCGUAUUGCAAAAUAAAUGCCACCAAUAAACACUGUUAAAUUUCAUUUUUUAUAUUGUGAUAUCGAUAUUGAUUGAUAUGAAAAAAAUAUAUCCUGAUAAACUUUUUCCCAUAUCGCCCAGCCCUAGUUCAAACUAUUAUCAUAACAGUGUUUUCUACUCUGACUGAGAUUUUGUGUAGACCCUUCAUAGUAAGUCAACAAAUCCAACAGCCAGUUUUAGAAAAAUACAAAGAUUUGAUUACCAACCAUUCAUUUUAGUCUUUUCAGUAUCAUAUUUAACUAAAUCAAUAAGCUUAUCUGCAACAACUAUGAAAGUAUGUUAUUUUAAGUAGUUUCAAUUCAACCAUGACCGCUGUAAAAUCUCUUCUACAGAUAAGCAUAUUAAAGACAUCACAUUUUGUCAAUGAAAUUAAAUGAACCUUGUUUUAAAGAGAUGUCUUAUUUUUAUUGAGUUUUUCUUACAAUCGGAUAAAAAGGAAACCAGCUGAUUCAUGGAAAUGGUCAUCACUUGCAAAGCAGUCGUGCAGUCUUUUUUUUUUUGACUGUAAAAAGAGCUCUGAAAGUCACUUUGUAAAAUCAGUUUUUACUUUUGUCAUAUUUGUUUUUCAAGCACUGCAAACCUAUUUCUUUUAUGACAAAACUGUCCUCAUUUUGUUUGAUCAACUCCACCUAAAAUGAUAAAUGCAUAAAAAAAAAUUUGUGUAGCAUCAUGUUCUUCUUGCAGAUGAAAAUUUGAAAGAAAAAAAUGCUCUAAGUCCUUUUUUUUUAUUUUUCAAGGAACCAACGUUACAUAACUUCCCAUUAAUCUUUGUUGUUGUUUUGUUCCAGCCGCCCCUGAGAUCACAGGUCACAAGCGUAGUGAGAACAGGAAUGAGGGUCAGCGCGCUUUGCUCUACUGCAAAUCCGUGGGCUAUCCUCACCCAGCCUGGACCUGGCGCAAGUUUGACAACGGCAUUUACAGGGUAUGUGAUUUGACUGUGCCCAUCAAAGAAACUCAGUAAGAGUAAGCUAUGCGUCUGAGUACAAUCCAGUUCAACAGAUCUCAACCUCAUAUUCUUCUCUUCCAACUCAAGCAAAAAAGGUGGAUAAAAAAUUCAGAAGCCCCUUUCAAUUUACAGUCCAGUUAAACACCAAUACAAAUGUUUCCCUCAAUAAUAGUCCUGUACUUUACUUGCUCUAUUUUUCUGACAGUGUACUCAUUGUAUUUCUUUUAAGGGAAGCCCUCGUGAUAGGAAAAGAAACUGAGCUGCUUCUAGAUUGUAACUGGUGAUUGUUGCAGUUUUGUCUCAGUUCGGUUUUCUCCUUCACUUACAAACCCUCGUAAGAACAAAAUCCACUUCUCAUCUAUUCGCAUCCAAACAGAGGAGAAACACUGAGCUUAAGAGGUUAAAAUCCACUUUUGAGCUUUCAUCUGAAGGACUCUUACAAACUUUUCUGUACAGAACCACAUCUGUUUCGUAAAGACUAAAAUCAACAAGUAUACUCAUGCAUAUCUCAAACAGCAGCACAUAAAGUAAUAACACUGAACUGUAUCAAUGAGGGGAAAACAGUUCAAUGAAAAGUAAUCAAAAAGAACACAACAUAUAUAAUAUAUGAAAUAUAAAAAAAGCUCUCUUGAAGGCCUUCCUGUCAACUUCCUGUUGUGCAGCAUGUCUUUUUUUGCUGUGGUCAAACUUUCACUCAGUAAUCUUCAUGUCACUCUGUAAACGUCUUUCUUCAUCCUCGGUAGGAAAUCGACAACUCCACCGGCCGCUUCUUCGUCAGCAGCAAAGACAACUACACCGAGCUCCACAUCAUCGAUCUGGACAUCGGUUUGGAUCCCGGCGAGUACAGCUGCAACGCCACCAACAUGAUUGGCAGCCGUGAAGAGAAGUCUGUGCUGAGGGUCCGCAGCCACUUGGCCCCCUUGUGGCCUCUCCUGGGGGUUUUGGCUGAGAUCAUCAUCCUCAUCGUCAUCAUCGUGGUUUAUGAGAAGCGCAAGAAGCCGGAGGAUUUACAAGACGGUGAGUCACCAGUGUUUUAUUCUUCUGCUGUUUGUGAUAUAUAUGAGGAGAAACUCUGUUCGUCCAGUUUUGAAAUGGAUCUCCUCUUAUGUGCAGUCUCUUUGCUUUUAAGAAACCUUUAAAAAGAGGUACACUUUCUGAAGUCAUCGCCUCACCACAGACAUCAGCAGGGUCACCUGACACUGUUGCUGUGCCUGCGUUCAAUAAUUCAGUCUGGCAAGGUUGACCCAACAUGCAGACACUGUUGCGGGAGGUCACACCUUGUCAGGACAGUUUCAUACAUUUAAUAUUCAUUAGAAAUAUGAUACUGCAGUGUUGUGGAGGUGGACACUUUCAAUAAUUAAUGGCUUUCCAGGGACCUUGUGCUGUCCCCAAGCUGCUGUAAGCCUAAACCUUGAGACACAUUACUUAACUCCAUAACCUGCGCAUGCCAUCCUGGGAUUUUCUGAUACUACUGAGAACUUCAUUUUCCAGAGGACUAGCUAUAUCAUAAAUUAUGCAUUAACGGUAUUUGGACGACCUUUUCCUUUCAAACUGAAUUUUGAUGUUGUCUCGUGCUGAUUAGAUGCAGCGUGCAGCCGAUGACUGACAGCUCUGAGCUGUCAGUGACACUGCAGGGCAACAGAUAGUCAUUACAGUUCAACACAUGAUCAGAGAAGAAGUGUUGCAGAUUUUCAGAGUGUUUCGGUCACCUUGAGAAUCCUCACAGUCUCACAAAAUGGAUGUUAGACUGCGUGAGUCAUGCAGCAAAUUCUUGCACGAAAUGUUAAUAAUUCAUUCUUUUCCUUGCAUUUCUAUAAAUGAGGUUAGCUUUGGCUGUUAUGAAUAUUUGAAAGGAUUGUUGUAAUAUGUCUCUCCCCUCCUACCCUCUUUAAAUUGCAUAACCUAAAACAUGUUUGUGGUAAGUGUGAGCCUCGGCAUGCUUCAUGAAUUUCAAUAAGCGCUCAGCCUCAUCUUCCUCCGGUUCACAGCGCAGCACGCACUUCUUUUUGCCAACAUCAGUGUCAAGUGCAGCUCAGGAUUUUCAGAUGAUUUUACCAAAGGGAUCUCAGUGUAUUUGUAUCACACUUUAAGUGUAUUUUCAAGUGGCAUGUGAGUGACUGUAGAGAAUUGUCGUGUUGCUGAAUCAUUUCUGCAGUCAGUGUUUGUCUGUGACUUUAUUACCUCCAGUAGAGCUGAUAUGAAGCGAGCUGCUUCUCACUAAUCUCUCUGAGUGAACAGCUGUUCUUUGGGAGCUCUGCAUGACAACAUCAGUGCUUUUAUUUGAAUUUUGCCUGUUUUGUUACGCGCCGUCUUGCUUGUGCAUUUUGAAUGUGGUGUUGUGCUGCAUUUAAAGAUGUUCACUUUGUUUGACUCCAUGAGAGAGAGAGUUGUGCUCGAUUUCUUUUUUUUUUUCAUUCAACAGAGUAAAAAACUUAAUUUUCAUGUGCCAGUUUCUUAUAUCACUCCAUUUUUUCUGUUGAUGCUGUCUAAAAAAAAGAAAAAAAAAAAACCCUUAUGUAUCUUCAGCCAUAAGUGGAAUUUCCUUGUGAUAAUUGUCAUCUUUGGUUUUUCAUUUCUCCAAAUUUCCCCGCAUUGCCUCAGAUGAUGAACCAGCUGGACCAGUGUAAGUAUGAAUGUUUUACCCUCAGUACUUUAAAUCAAGUUGUAUUCAUUUAUGACUGUUUCCCUGAAAUCUGGGUCACAGAUAACCGGGAGCUUUAUGUGUUUCAGCUUUGCUACAUCCCAAAAAAUCAAAUAGAAUAAAUUUAAAAGUCAAAAUAGCGCUUCUUUGGCUUGAUUUGACACGUUUCCUCUUCAGCACACGAUGCUCUUAGACAAGUCCUUAAUACACUUUAAAGCCACUGUUUGGUUUUUGUUUAAUUUAAGACUGUGAUUUACAGGGGUAAUAUUUUAUGUCUGAAACACCUGGACGUGUAUCAGCAGAGAACUUUGCCACUCAGUCCACAGGAGGCCUUAAAACUCACACAAACAGAGAGUUCUUCAUAGGAGCUUUAAAGCAGUCUCUUAUCUUUCAUAAGUUGUACAUAAAGCCUUUAGAAAUUGUUAGGUUUAAAACCUGCUUGCAUUUUACCUGAAAUAAAAAGGAGAAAGACAAUGGAUAAGUUUGAGUAAUGGACAGAGAUCUGUUUUGGAUAUCUCAGUACCACACUGAGGGUUCUUUUUCUGUCCGUGCUCUUUUAUUUAGUCCCUGGUUACAUAAUGUUUCUAAAGGGGUGAUAAAUGGUGCAGCAAAGUAAACAUUCUCAUAAAGCAUAAUGAACACUUGUGAAUAUGUGAAGGUCAAGGCGGCAUCUAAUGAGCUCCUUCUGAUAACAGCGGCACCUCCUCAAAAACUCCCCACGAUUUACUGCGGAGGAUCCAUCACUCACACACCCCCACCUGCUGAUAGGAAAGACCCAGUCACAGAAAACUGAAGGAACAUUGUUCUGCUGCGUAGUAAAUCUAUUGGAGAGAGAAGUUGGGAAACACUCUUAUAUAAUGUAUAAAAAGAGGUCAAAACAGUUUAUACUUGUAGUCAACUCUUACAUAAGAAUAUGAGGAAUAAUGAUAACUUCUAUAUACAUUUAUGCACAUUAUUCUAACAGAAAUGUUUUACAAUAAAGUUUAAAAAGAGAUAUAUAAUAAAAACUUUCUAUAACCUCUUUAGUUUUUUACAUUUGUAAUCAGUACAGUAUCUGAUAUUUUCAUAAUGGUUGUGUUCUUAAAAUAAAGUCCUUAAAGCUCAUUUGAGGAGUUUUUGAAACAUUCAUGAAAUGGACUGAAUUAUCUAUUUUUGUUUUUUUAUGAUAUACAAAAAAAACAAACAAACAAGACCAACAGUGAUAAGAUUGACAAUUUUUAUACAGUAGUUUUUAAUGCGUGAAACUAAUGUGAGGGGGGUAGGUGUCAGAGGAAUAUUUUCAAUUUAAAAAAAAAAGAUUUAUUUGACUGUCUAAAGUCAGCAGGGUGGCUUUUCAGUUAAAAUGCACAGUUAAAAUGCACAAUAAGUAAAGACUUCAGUGUCCACAAGGAGGCCCUAAAACUGGCACAAAACAAAAGUUCCUCACAGGAGCUUUAACUUUGCUGAAUACGCACCAAAAAAAAGGAUUGGACACAGAGGACAAAGAUUAAAGAUCUGAUUGCACAGCAGCUAGAAACCUUACAAACUAAGAGUAGAAGAUGGCAGACCUUCUUCUGAAACACUAAGAGAGCAAAUCCAUUCAGUGCUCCCAACAAUGAAGUCAGGAUAUGUUAUGUGAGAGCGAUAAUCCCGGGACUUAUUAUUUUGUGGUUUAAAUGUAUAAAUCAUGAACUAGGUAUUAAAAUUUACAUGAAAAGACUUUGUUGAUUAAGUGAGAAAUUAAAUAUAUGACCAUUAGUAAUCACAUUGAUUAUUCAGCGGUGAACUGAUGUGUUGUUUUCUUCCUGUUUAAGGAAAACCAAUUCAACCAACAACCACAAAGACAAGAAUCUACGCCAGAGGAAUACAAACUGAGUAGCUCGUCUGCUGAGUAAGUCAUCAAUUAUUAAGAGAUGGUUAUUGAUAAAUAUGUAUUACACGCCUGUGACCACAAAUUAAAGGAUGACCCACCUUGAGAAGUCAUCACUGAAAGCUCUAAACAACCAAAUCAAAGCGAUAAAGAUGUCUGUCCUUUGUUUGCAGGUUUCAUUCAACAUGUAUUGACCACAUGAAGGUAAACAAGCGGAGUCCAUACCAGUUGUUAAUAGGAUUUAUCUGCCAUUAAAAGUAUGCUCGUUGAGGAGUCAAGUGAGGCAUGCCUUAUGAUUUUGUCGUGUGAGGGAGCGAGGCGAAGGAGCUACUCAAGCAUUAUGGAAUUGAUAACAUUAUAACCAUUGUUGCUGCAUGCAGGUGUUGACGUUUAUGAUUUGACAUUUAUCUGAUGAGUUACCAUUUCUACUACUUCUAAAAUAAUGCAUGCAAGAUGUUGACCUUCUGUUUGAAGGAAGAGAUGUUUUUUUUUUCCUGUUUUUUGAUUGCUCUUUCCUCUGAGAGCGGCUUCAUGUAGAUUAUCUGUGUGCAAAAAAAAACAAAACUCAUGCAAAAGAAAAUGCCACCAUAAUCUGGUAUGACAGUCGUGUAUAGUUUUAUCAUUCUGCUGCAUACCAUUUUCUAAGUUCAUCAUUUUAUCAGACUGAAUUUAUUACAUUUAAGGGCUUUGCAAUGUCCCUCUAAUACAUUUGGUUAAGAUUGACCCUUAUGUAUGUACUGUAUGUGUUAAAUCACUAUAACAAUGUAUCAGAUCACCAUUAUUAUCAAGACUAUUCAUAUAAUAUGAUGCACUUAAAUGUUGAGAAUAACAAAAAGUUGUAUAAACCUACUUUAGGAGAUCUGUACUAAUUUGAACAUAUUGUUUUAUAAUUAUGUGUAUUGUACAGCAUGGCUAUUAUCCUAUGCAAUUAUUAUCCAUAUCAAUAUAUUGAAAACCAUUGCAGCUUUUGAUUUCUCUGUGACAAAGCUUUAAACUAGUAGGAUCACCGUAGAGCGCUGACGGCAUACUGCACAGCUGCAUGAAUUCUCUCCAGCUGGCGUGGGAGGCGAGGAAAAGAUGCCCACGUCAGGACUGACAUAUGUGAAGCAAUUGCAAGACCGUGACUCAUUUUUAAAAAUAAAUAUCUGGAAAAAGAAAGUGUGCC